Suricata suricatta (meerkat) is the source of this 960-nucleotide messenger RNA. RefSeq names its product spermatogenesis associated 12 (gene SPATA12). Lineage: Eukaryota; Metazoa; Chordata; Mammalia; Carnivora; Herpestidae. The record is from RefSeq and is a predicted model, not a curated record.
UUGGGCCCCAUGCCCACUGUCCUGACUUGCGGGUCUACUUUGGAAAAAUCAGGAGACACCUGGACAAAGAAGGCAAUGGCCUCCUUCAGCCUUGUUGUUCUGUGGCACCAGAGAUCCUGGGGGUCCACUUACUACCCCAACAAAUCCUCACCAUGCCAGAGACUAAGCGGUGAGUUGUGAGCAGACUUUGCAAUCCCAGAGCUGACAUACCACAGGGCUGUGCACUGAAGCAAGGCCUGUCCGUGAUAUUUAAAAGCACCCAUCUCUCUUGACAUCAGAAUCAAUCUUCUGGGAAGAUCCCCCUCACCUCCACCUUCCUUGAUACAACUGAACGGAGUUCCAGAAAGACACAGUUGGCAAGUUAUUCCACUUUCACCUUACUUUCUUGGUCAGGAAGAUGGGGAUACUAAGAGGAUAAUACAUGAGGAUGUCAGUGUAGAGCCUAAUAGCACAAGGCACAGCCAUUCACAUCAACUGGCAUUUACUGAGCUCUGGAUCCUCUGGCCGCGCAAUUUAAAAGAUGCAUCCGCCAGCACUAGGGCCGGGCGGUCCCGGAACCACGGCCGCCGCCCUGCGCGCUCACAGCCGCGUUCCUCGCAGCGAAGUGCCCGGCAGCCUCGCGAGCCACUACCAGCGGCGCCCGACGCGACGCUGACCUGGGGGCGCCCCACCGAGGCUGAGGAAGAUACCGAGGAAAAGGACAGGUGGCGCCUCCCUCCCCGGAAGUGGCUCUGGGAACUUUCGCCUAAGAGCUCCCAGCACCAAAGUCAGGGUCUCCGGCGGGAGCUGCAGCCGGUCCGGAGUGGUGGUGGCACUGCCCACCUGCGCCGCGUCCAGGCACCCGGGUGCGCUCCGAGUGCCCCGGGGCCGGAGAGCGCGCCUAGCCCGCUUCGGGCACCGGGACGGGUGGGGGCGACCCGGAGGUGGGGGGCGGAGGUCCAGCUCGGGAUUGCGGGUUAA